Molecule: messenger RNA, 10041 nt
Organism: Lutzomyia longipalpis
Lineage: Eukaryota; Metazoa; Arthropoda; Insecta; Diptera; Psychodidae
Product: protein boule
Exons: 8
Coding region: 850-1398 (182 amino acids)
Molecular function (GO): RNA binding
Source: RefSeq, a predicted model, not a curated record
GAAUUUUUUUGUCAAAAAAGAAAUUUUGUUCUGAAUUUGUGCUGUGAAAUUUGCAAAUUUGUUUUCAACGAAAAACUGGGACUUUUUGUGAGGAAUUUGCGAGAAUUUCGUGUCUUGUUACCUGCAGUGUGGAUUGGAUCAUUGGAUUGGUGGAUUUGAAGGAAAACAAGGAUGAAAUUGGAUGAGAACAAGUGUUAAAAUAAACAGUUUUAUUGUUUUAAACUUGAUCUGUGAGAAUCCCCAGAUUUAGCAAGUUAUAUAUAUACAACAUACAAAGAAACAUAUAGGCGUAUAUAUAUAUUUGUGGUCAUCGAAUAAUUAGAAUCGAAAAAGCAAAAAAAAUAGCAAAAUCUUGAGACACCACACCGUGAAGAAGAAAAGUGUCUGAGAAGAAGAAAAACUUUUCAAAAUAUAUCGUAUACAAGCAAAUAUAGGUAUAUAAUAGUGUGUGCGCGAGAUUUUCUUUAAAAGAUAUAUUUUGCGAAAAGAGCGAGAAGUGAAUUUUCUUGUUUUAAUUUUUUUCUUGCUAAAUAAAAACGUCGCGCGCGCAUUCUUUGGCUGAACAACUGAAUUUUCACACAUCAAAACCCCCCCGCGCCCGGCUCAACCCAUCAGUUUCACGUACAGCGAACAAAAGCCCAGAUUUUUGUUGUGCGACCACAGAGGAAGGAAAAAAAGACUUCUAAAAAAAAAGAAAAUUGAAGCGCAUAAGCUUUUUUCAUUUUAUUUCGGCUACUGCACAGCAUUAAACCGGAUAUUUUUCUUCGGCAGUGGUAAUUGAGAAUCAAAAGGACUUGCCAAGUAAAGGAAAAGCAUAAAAACAACAAAAGAAAAGGAAGAUUGAGUGAAAUGGCAGCACCUAAUCCCCAACUUGACGCACAGCUCUCCACGGCCCCCAAAUAUGGGACACUUAUUCCAAAUCGAAUUUUCGUGGGUGGUAUAAGUGGAGACACAACAGAGUCUGAAUUAUGCCGAGUUUUCUCAGCUUAUGGGAAUGUCAAGUCCACGAAAAUUAUUGUUGAUCGUGCAGGUGUGAGCAAAGGUUACGGUUUUGUAACUUUUGAAACAGAACAGGAAGCACAGCGGCUACAAAGUGAUGGCGAAUGCGUUGUGCUGCGUGAUCGCAAAUUGAACAUAGCACCGGCUAUAAAGAAGCAAUCCGUUUGCACAACAAAUGGGGCGAUUUAUUACGCAGCAACACCCCCAACACCAAUGAGCAAUAUGCCUAUCGAUCAAUUUGCCGCUGUGUACCCUCCAGGUGUGCCAACAUUAUAUCCGCCAUCGAUGCCGUACCAACCAUUUUAUCAAUACUAUAGUGUGCCAAUGGUAAAUAACAAUAACCUAAUAAAUGUUCCCACUAUUUGGCCUCAAAACUACCAAGGUAUCUAUCCGUGUUAAAGGGAGAUAGAUCGAGAGAGGGAGAGAGUGCGGGUGAGAGAGAAAAAAAACCAGUGAUAUUUGUAUCAACUUCAAUUAAUUGAUACCCCCGAAAAAUUACGUGUUUGGUCGAACCUUGCACGGUCAUAUUUUUUAGUCAAAGUAAUUUCGAGUGUUUUCUCUGACUCGAAAAAAAAGCAGAAAAGAAAAUUUCGUUGAAAAGCCGCAAACAAUGUGAGCUACGUAAGUGAAUGUUAAAGAAGAAGAUUGAAAAGAAAAAAGGAAACAUGCAUUGUGUGGAGAAUAAGUUUAUUUAUGCGGUCGCACCAAAGAACAAAAGAAAAAAAUGUUAUUAAACAUUUUCUUUCCUAUUCUUCUGAUUAAAAAAAAUAUUCAAAUUAUUGGAUUUAUGUUUGUGUAAAAUGGAAGAGAAAAUUGUUUAUAAAUUUCAUUUUGGAAAUUAUAUAUUAUAAAUAUAUAUAUUUAUAAUCUAGAUAAUAUAAAAUAUACAACAAAGAAAAAGAAUAAAAUUAAGUAAAUUACACAAGAUAAAAAAAAAACACUCAACAUAUAGGAACAUUAUAGAGAGAGAAAAAAGGUGAGAAAACAACUAUUGAAAGCUACAAAUUGUUAAAACAUAUAUAAGCAUACUAUAUACAUUAUGUAUAUAUAAACACGUAUAAGUAUAUUUUAAAAACAAAAAAAAAGAAGAAAAAAAGAAAGUAAUUUACAUAAAACAUAUAUAUUCUAGGAAAAUAUAAACAUAUACAUACUAAAAAAAAUGAAAAAAUACAUAAAUAAUAAAAAAUAAAUAAACAUCCAAAUAUCUAAAAAAAAAAAACGACAUAAACAAUCAGAAUAAUCUGAUAUUAAUUAUACAUAAUAUUUAUCAAAUACUUCUUUUUUCCAGAUUGAAACAUUCUCCUUUUACCCCUCGAUGGUUUAUUUGAAAAAAAAACAAUUUUUACUCUUUUUGUAAAUUUUUCCGUUAAAAAUUGUUUAAUUUUUUAAUUUUGAAAUUUAGAUUUAAAAAAAAACUCAAUAAAAGAACAUACGACUGCACGUACUUGAAGUUCAACUACUGUGGCAAAGAUUUUAUUGGUAAUAAAUAAAAAUAAUAUUAAAAGAGAAGAAAAACUAAAGAUUACCAUCAACUAAAUACAAUUAAAUGUCAAUUUUAAUUAAAAGAAAAAAACAUGUAAAAUUAACUUUUGACAUUAAAUUAUUGCAUAAAAUAUACAAUUAAAUGAAAAUAAAAUGAUAUAUUUCUAACAUGUUUUGUUGCAUGUUAUGGAGGGAAGACGAAAACAAAAAAUUACCCAUUAACUGAAUAUUAUACCAAAAUAAAAGAAAAAGAAAAAGCAAAAUAUAUACAACAAGUUUUAGUUUAAAAAAAAAAAAGAAAAUAGUUAAAACUUCGUCAAAGUAAAACACGCGUGGGGAAGGAAAAGCAAAAAAGGUGAUAAAAUGAGUUAAUAGUGUGGGAUAUAAAGUGUUGGAGGUUUAUUUAUUUUUUCUUCACAUAUUUCUGUUUUAUUUAUUUAUCUUUUGAUACUAAUAAAAAUUAUUUCAUCGAAUAAAUUAAUAAAAGCGAAGGUUUAAACAUAAAAGCAAAGGUAGUUUGGGUAACAAAAAAAAAAGAGAAUUAAACUAAUAUGGUGCCUUUAGCAAAAUAUACGGCGGAAAUAAUUUAUUUUUAUGCUAAUAACCUCGUUCUUUUCACAUAUUUCUCUCGUAUUUUUCGCCUUCUUUGCUCGAAUGUUUUUUAAUUGAGAAUAAAUAAAAUGUAGAAACCUCUCGCAAUUUACAUCCUACAGUAGAAAAUCAUAUUUUUAGAAUUUCCAGAGAAAAAUAUUUUCCUUUCAAUUCUGCUGAACUUGUCAGCAAAGGAGUCUAUUCAGCCAUAUAUGGGGUUGUCUUGGGUCAUGAAAACAAUAUUGAUCCGAAUGAUCUUUUUGAGAAUCACAAAAGGAUAAGAAAUCGCCAAAAGAACUCAACUUUUUCAAUUAGGAUCACGAAGAAAAUAACCAGCAAAUAUUUUAUACAAAAUGCUUACAAAUUGGCCACCAUUACCAAUUUUGUCCCUUUGAAAUAUUUAAAAGGACAAAAUGGGUAAUGGCUGUCAAUUGUUGGGUAUUUUGUAUAAAAUCUUUGCUUUCUAUGUGAUCCCAGUAGAAAAAAAAAUGGGGAGUUUCUUUGAAUAUUUCUCAUUAUUCUUUGUUUCUCUACCUGAUUAUGCAAGUUGAUAUUGUUUUCUCGGCCCAGGACAACUCCCAAAUGUAGAUGAAUAAACUCCUUUUGUUAAUUCCGUGAUGGUUCUUUUUACUUCCGUUUUAUUUAAUUGUUUUUUACUUUGAGAUAUGUACCUAAAUAUCUAAAUAACGACCUAUUAAACAAUACUAAAAAAAAAAUCUUAGGAUGAAUUCUAAAUUGUGGACUUCAAUAGUGAAACUAGGAAGAACUAGCUAGUUUGAAUUGAAAAUUCCGGUGAAUAAAAUGGAUCAAAUAUAUCAAAAUUAAUUUGUUUUUAAUACAAGUUUUGCUCUAAUAAUGUUUUUCUUUUUUUUUCUCAGGUUAUAUAGUAUCAAGAACUCAAAAUGCGUGUUGUUAGUUCAGCGUCUACUUUAAUUCUAAAGGUUUUAACCCAAGGGGUUAAUAAAUUCACAUUUACAUGACAGUUUAAAAAACAACUUCAUUUAAUUUCCAAAAAAAGUUAAAUUUAAACUUCUAAUUUCGAUAAAACAAAGUUAAAUUAUUUCAAAGAAUAGGGGUUGUUAAUAUUUUUUUUUAACCUAAUUCCACCCCUCAGGUCCUUAGCUCGUAGAGCCGAUUUCGGACCCAGGUAUUGCCUUAAUGGCAACAUAGCUUACUAGUACAUUAACACAAGUACACUAGCAGAAAAAACAUUAGAAGUAAUUUAAAAAAAAAACUUUCAUUUGAAAAAUAUAAAUUUUUGCUUUGAAAUAUUAGAUCCAUUUUAGACUCUAUUGAGAAAAUGAAAAUGAGUUUUUCUUACAGAACUCACCACAUGUUGUAUUUCAGACUAAAUACAAAAUAAAAUUUAUUUUACAGGCUGCAUUAAUAUCUUAUUGAUGCAGUGUGUGUAUAUUUGGAAUAUCGAUUAGGAAGCUCUAAAAUAGAGAAGAACAAAAAAAUCCCCUACAAACUUUAAAGAAAAUAUCAAAAAGAAAAUUAUUUAAUACAUCUUAAUGGACAAAAAAAAGCUAAACUAUAUUUAGUCUUAAAGCAAAUAAAUAAAUUUAUUAUUAAUAGUAAAGACCUCUCAAAUCAUUACCUUAAUUUUCAAUUUCUUACAUUUAAACACACACAAAUGAAAUUCUUCACUGAGAUGAAAUUUAUCUCAAUGAUUGAAAUUGCAAAAAAAAACAUAUUUACCAUGAAAUAUAUACAUUAAAAAUAUAUAUAAUGAAAAAAAAAUAUUUCUAUCAAUAAAAAAAGUCAAACUAUAUAGAUAAAAAACAGAUGAGAAAAAAAAGAAAAAUAUAUUAUAAAUAGAAUGAAAGAAAAAAUGAAAUAAUAAAUGAAAAAAAAAAAGUGAAAGAGAAUGUUAAAUACCAAAACACAUUUCAGAAAGUUUUUAGAUUUAAAAGCAAUACAAGUCUCGUGAAUAAAUAUAUUUCAAAACAGAAAUAUAGAAAAAAAACAAAAUGGACGACAGAUGGUGGUUUUUUGAAAUAAAAAAAAAAUAACUUGGUGAUAUUUUGAAAUAUAAAAUAUAUUGAUGAAAAAUAAAAACAAUUCAUAGUAAAUAGUGAAGUAGGUAUAUUAUAUUAAAUGAAAAUAAUAUAUUAAAUAGGAAAAAAAGAGAAACAAGAAGUAAUAUAAAAUGCAAUGUUAAUUUAUCAAUACACCUUUAGCUCAUUUUUUUUUUUUAAAUUGUACAUUAUCUAUUUUAUUUCUUAAUUCUUAUACGUAAUAAAUUAUUAAAGAUUACAUUGUGUCAUUAUCUCCUUAUAUAUUAUUUCUGUUAUUAAUAUACCCAACUGUGUGAAAAACAAUCGCCAGUUUAGAGAAAUGUUUUAUUGAAAAAAAAAAUGGAGAAGAAGCAAAAAAACAUUGUUUGCAAAGAGAUGAAGUUUUUUUGUUUUUGAGUUUUUAACUUGCUGAAUUGAUCAUACAAACACAACUCAUUGGUAAAAGAAAAUAAUAUAUAAUAUAAUUUAAUGAAAUGACAAUAAUUUAGUAAGAUAUAUAAAGAAAAAAAAAGAAGAGAAGUUGAAAAAAUCGCAACUAUAAAAAAAAUAACAACUAAGAAGUCACUAAAAAUGAGAUUAUUUUAUUCCUCCCCUAUGUAUUUAACUUUAUCUCUAUAACACUAUUAAAGUAAAAUUAAAAAAAAAAUGAUGUCGAUCGCAUGUCUUUGGUGUGGAUUUUAUUGUUAGGAGGAAGAAAACCAAGUAAAAAAUAUUAAUUAAAUAAAAAGAAAUCAUUUUGGAUUUUCUUUCAUUUAAUAGAGAGAUAGAAAAAGAAAGAAAGCAUAAUGGACAUGAACUGCCAAAAUACGUAGAUGAAAAAUAAACAAAACAAAAGCAUCUCCGGAAAGACUUGAUCAUUUAUUAUUAUGUACAUUUUUCUUCACUAAUUAAAUAUUAUAUUAUUUCUUUCAUUAUAAAUUCUUUUAAUCGUGUAAUAUAUAAUUUAUCAUCUGUUGAAGGAAAUCUAAUUUAUUUUGAGCGAGAAAUAAAAAAAAGCAAAAGAAAUAAAAUUAGAGAACAAUAAUUAGGCGGAAAAAUGACUUGAUUAGUAAUAAAUUAAAAGAAAUAUUAGUUUAUAUUUAGUGCAUGCAUAAAAUAUACAAUUAAAUGAAAGAAAAAAAUAUAGACAUGGUUUCAUAUUGUUUUUAAAAAAAAACUUAGUUUUUCAUAUUAAUAAAUUAUAUUGAAAAGGAAUAAAAAAAUGGAAAAAAGUCUAGAUGUCGAUAUCAAAUUAUAUAACUUUUUAUAAUCAAAGAAAAAUGUCUCAACAAGUGCAGAGAAAUCAAAGCACAUACAAAUUAUAUAUAUUACAAGAAAAAGUAUAUUUAGAUGCGUAAGAAAAUAUAAAAUGAAAAAAAUUACUAGCAAAUAUUUAUAAAGAAAAAAAAGAAAAAUAAUUGUAAUAAAACAUUAUUAUACUAUUUAGCGGUUGUGGCAUCAGGAAAUGAAAAAUACUCCGCGUGAGAAGUUUUUCUUUUGAUUUUUCCUUGGAAAAUUAUGAACACUUUAAAAAAAAUUAAUGGGUUUUUUUGGAAAUGAAUUUCAAUUGAAGUUUAGAUUUUAUGGAGCUUUUAUUGAUUUUAAUAACUUUGGGAUUUUUCCUGAUUUUUCCAGAGAUUAAUGAUAAGGUGUUUGAUCAAAUAAAACAUAGGGGAGAGCGGGGCUAAUAAAGUCACUUAAGGGUUUGGAAAAGGCUUAAAAUAUCAUAUUUCCUAUCUAGAUAGAACAAAAUGAUCUUAGAAAGAGUUGUAGGGCAAGAAAUAUCCUAAAGAAUUGGACUAUACAUUUCGCUUUAUCUAUUUGGGAAAUAUGAUAUUUUGAGCCUUUUCUAAACCCUUAAGUGACUUUUUUAACCCCGCUCUCCCCUAAUCAUUACCAAAGAUUUUGGCGUAAUAUCACACUUUCUUUAAGAGAAAGCCCCUCAAAAGUUCUUAAGCCAUUCAGUCACGUAAACAAGUUUCAAUCAAAAUUUUGGAAAGACUUCAAAACAUUUUUUUUUAAAUAAUUUCCCGCAGUAUUUAUACUUAACCCUUUAAGGACUUAGAAGUGAUUUUUGAAAUGUAUUUCUUGAUAAUAUUUUUCAAUAACUUCUUUGUCAUUUUAAAGCUAAAGGAUCACCUUUCAAGACUAUUUUUUGGAUUCGUCUAACAUAUUUAUUUAUAAUCAAUUUUUAGGUUAAACCAGAUAGACCUUAAAGAUCAAAUUGUUAGAUUUUAUUAAUAGUUUUUUUUUAAAUCAACAAACGGUUAGAAAUGAAAAUCUCAAUUAACCCUUUCGUGUCCGUUUGGGUGAUAUGUUGGUCGAACGUGAAACAUUCUUCCAAAUACUAAAUACGUAAGUUUACGGAGAAAAGCCCAUAGAAGACUUUUCGACUGAGAAAUGUCUUCUGAAAACAUUCGCAAAAUAAAUCGUGAUGAAAACACCACAUGUUUCAAUAUUCUAAUGUUUCAUUGUAAAAGCGAAAGGUUUAAAACAUCAAGGGUUAUGAAAUGUUUCAAUAAAUGUCAAAAUAUGGAACAGAACUGACAAAUAUGUUUUAGAAUAAACAUCAAACGUUAGAAUUGCACGAAAGAAAUGUCAAAAGCAGCUCAUUUCUAUUACAACCGCCGUUAAUUUGAUUUAGUGGCUUUAAUCUUCAUAAAAUUUAACGUUUUAUCGUUUUUCUUCCUGGAGGAUUUUUCUGACCACUGUGGCCAAUUAGAUGUUUUUUAAUUCGUCAGAAAAUUAAAAUCUAUUUAACAUUUUUGCGAUUAGGUAAUAUCAAUUGCUUCAAUUUCGCCGAAAGAAAACUUGGGAAAACAUUUUCUUUGUGAGAAAAAUUAAGAUUAAAGUUUUGAGGUUAGAAUCAUCGAUCCUCCAAGGGUUAAAUUAAAGAAAAUUGUUUUUGAAAUUGCUCACAUUUGCCUGCGGAGACUCGGGUUGUUGAGAAAUCUCAAUUAAAAUUGCUUUUUUUUUCUCAGGCAAUGCUAAAUUAUUAGAAAUUGAAGAAAAGAUAUCAUUUCAAUUCUAAGUCAGCGUACGAAUGAUCCCUGAAUGGAUUAACCAAAGGAUAUUUUUUUUUCAAAGGCAUAAGAUUUAAACUUCAAUUUUGCAUUUUCAAAAUGUAAAAUAAACCUAUCCCAUUGAUCUCAAGAAUAAAAGAAUUCAAAAAGAAAUCCUUAAAGUGUUCGCACAAUGCGGUUUUUUUUAAAUAAUGAAUUGAAUGAAAAGCAUUUUCAAAGAAUGUUGUAUUAAAAAAACGUCUUUUUGUUGAGAUAUUGUUGUGAGACUGGUUGAUGGAUAUACCUACGAAGAUAAAAAAAAAAUCCUUUACAGAGUAAGAUUAAUUAAAUAAAAUUAAAUAAUAAAAAAUGACACCUGAGAUAUUAAAUCCAAACUUUUCCUUAUCACCUUCCAAUAGAACUCGCAAUUCUCUUGUAAAGUACAUUGAGUACAUUGUUCUCCACGGCCUAAGGAAACUUUUUAAUAAGAGCGUGUUGAAGACUUCAGAUGAUAUUAAAGAAGAAGAAAAAUAAAACGAAGAAGUGAGAGAUGUUAAAGAUUUGUUGAUCAAUAUAAAAGUAAAUUUGAAAACUUUUUCAUGAGAGCAAUAAUAUUAGUAGAAAAAAAAUGAAGAAGUUAAAGACAGAGAAAAUGAGGAUUUUUCCUAUUGGAAUUUGGAGUUAAGGAAAAUUUGGAUUUAGAUCGACUUUUUUCUGUAUUAAUGUAAUAAGACACCAAUUCGAGAUAUAACGAAGAUGGUUUAAUACUUAACGACUAAAAAAAAUGAUAUUAAAAUGAAAUAAUGGACGAUUUAGGUAAGAAAACAAAAAAAAACUUGUUAUCAUUUCACUUUCUGAAAUGAUUAUAUUGUUAUAUACAUAUUUAAAUAUUAAAUAAAGAAAAGAAAACUAAACACAAUUUUUUGGAGCCAAUCAGAGAAGAAUAAAAAAAAACAAUUUGUCUGGAACAUUUCAAUUUUUUUAUUCAAAAUUUAAAAAUUUAGGAAAAGAAAAACGAGAUUAAGAUAAAAAACAUGGAUGAGAAAAUCCAAUUAUUGAAAGAAUGAUAAAAAAUAUACAUUGAACUGUGGAGACAUCUAUAUAUUGUAAAAGAAUAAAAAAAAGUAUAACUUUUAUUCAUAUAUGUGAUAGACUAAACAAAUAAAAUAUAUAUUAUAUUAAACAAAAAGAAUGUAAUAAGGAAAUAUAAAAAAAGGAAACUAUUCAUAAAGGAAUAUUCUUUAAAAAAAACGCAAAAUUAUAUUAUAAAAAAAAAUAAUAUACAAUUAUUAACAAUAAAUAGCAAGAGAUGGCGGGAUAAAAAAAAACGAUUAUUAAUUAGUAAAAUUAAAAGAAAAAAAGUAAAUAAUUUUAGCGAAAUGAAACCACAAAAUUCUUCCUCCCUCAAAAUGGUCUUAGAAUGUCAUUAUAACGUUAAAAAAGACACAAUUUUUGAAAAUAUUUAAGUAUCAUAAUUUAAAAAAAUUAACAAAAAAACAUGAUCAAAAGAUUGGAUUUUGUUUUUGAAUUUUUUUUAGAUGAAAACCACCCUGCUCAUUAAAAAUAAAACCGGAAUUUGCAAUGUGUCAGACAGUUAGCACAGAAAUAAAAAAUAUUCUAAUUACAAAAAGAAAUAAAACAAGGAAAAUAAAAUGUACUUAAUAGCCCCCUGUCUAAAUUAAUUCGCAGACCAUUACGGGAUAAAAAAAUAUUGUAUUGAAAGAAAAGAGAAGAAAGAAUAAAAAGAGAACACUGUAAAGAUAGAAAACCUUUAUAGGAAUAAAUAAAUUUAAAUGAAAAAAAAAAAAAGUUAAAUAGUUAAGAACAACAUGAAAGGCUGUAAUUUUAAGUGAAAAAAAAAACUAAUAUAAAAAAUACAAGUGAAAACGAGUAAUAAAACAAAAUUUUAACUUUAGGUAAUGUAAUAUUAUAUUAAUAAAAAUAAAUUAAUUGUAAGUCAUGAAGAA